Molecule: messenger RNA, 2415 nt
Organism: Saccharomyces mikatae IFO 1815
Lineage: Eukaryota; Fungi; Ascomycota; Saccharomycetes; Saccharomycetales; Saccharomycetaceae
Gene: IOC2
Product: Ioc2p
Exons: 1
Coding region: 1-2415 (804 amino acids)
Source: RefSeq, a predicted model, not a curated record
AUGAGAUUGAAAAGAACAAGGAAUACAAGAAAUGCAGAAGCGAGCGUGCAUGCGAGUGCUGUAAACGCAGAUGACGAAGACUGGAAAGUUUAUGUUUCCGAAGACGUAAUAACUCAAUUAAACAAGUAUCAGCUGCCGCAUUCCGGAAUAUUACAGGAGAAAAUCACGGAUUUGGCCAAUCACUGGUGUUUUCAGUACGUGAUUGCUUGGCUCUCCAAUGUUUGCGAAUCAUAUGUUACAACUACAUUUAGCGCUGAUCAAUAUGGCGCUACCUCUACCAAAUGCUUGUGGAAGAACAUCAAGUUCGAUGAAGACAUAUUUGUGACGGAUGUAUUCUCGAAGAUAGAUGGAAUGGACUCGAACUACUACAACGAUGAAGUGGACGUAGAUAUUGAUUCGCCAAAUUUGUACGAUAAGGUGAGAUUGCAAUUAUUACAUCAAUUGGCGGGCAAUAAGAGCAGCCAAUUAAAAGAUUGGAAUGUUAUUGUUAAUCACCAUUUCCAAAACUCGAGCAAGUUCUUAGAUUUGGUUACGGACGCGCCCUUCCUAGAGCUUGAUAUUGCGCGCCAGUUCAAGACCAUUUACAGUAUAAUAAAAUUAAUCGAAAUGAAAAAUAUGAUGUUCAAAAAUUACUUAGUUAAUAACUUGCACCUGUUCACAUUUAGUGAAAUCAUACUAGAAGAUGACGAUAGCGGAGAGGAGAAACUGGAGAGUCUAUUUGCUUUACCCAACGUUGGUGUGCUUGUAAAAAAAACCAUUCACAGAGUAAAAGAAGACCCUUCUUCCCAGAUCUCUCAGACUUUAAAUAUCCCGAUAAAGCUACAAAACUGUACUAUAAAAGAAUUCGAUCCCAAGGUUCCUGAUUCCGUCGAGCUCAUCCAUCUCGAGUAUUCUCGCGACAUCGAUGCAUAUCUUCAAUCGAUUACAAUCGAUUACGAGGUGAUCACUACAGGUUGGGAAUCCAUGCUAGGAUACUGGUCACAGAACAGUAACUCGAAGGUAAUCGAUGAGUUUAUUACGAGCUUGAUACCGAUAUAUGCAGAACACAGACUAUAUUCGGCAAAAAUCCUGGUCAAUAGAGAGAAGGAGCGGGCUAUUGCCGAACUAAUGACAAGAAGGAAAAGAUCCUCCAGACUCGUAGCGAAAGAAGAAGAAAACAAGAAAAAAGAUCUGGAAAGUGAAUGGUUUGAAAAACUAGAUGAAAGAGAACAAUUUAUAAGACACAGAAAUAAGCUAGUGUCGAAAGAGAUCAAAAAGAUAAAGGACCUCCUAUGGAACCAAUUAUGGCAAUCGUAUGAUCAAGAUUAUAGAGAUGAAAAGUUGACUAGGCGUAAUGAGUUUACAGGUGGAAGUGGUUCCGGUACCCCAUCCCUAGAAAUGUCGCCGGGCGAAAAAGAAAGCAGCCCUUUUUUGAAUGAAAUCGAUAAUGGAGUUCUUGAUCAUGGACCCAACUUUCUGUCAAAGAUAAUACCUGUGGAACCACCCAUUCCUGGUAUUGCCGGUCUACUACAAACCGCUGACGUCCCUGAACUCCCUACUGAUUUCUGCAUAACUAAGGAGGAAUUAGACGAACUGGCCAAUUACGGGAUUUUUACUCCACAACAGGAACCGGACAACCAAGAUUCUGUUUUUCAAUGCCCCGGCGAACCAGAAUUGGCGCCGAUGGUCAUCACCGAGGAGAUUGACCUGUUUAACAAUCGCCCAUUGAUAUGCUGUGAUAAUUGUUAUAGGUGGCAACAUUGGGAAUGCCAGCCUCCAAAGAUCGUAGAGCUUAUAUCGUUGACUACAAAAGCCCCACAGCACGCGCUAUCACAACGUGAUUUUGGCGUCAUCAUAAUGGGAAAUUCUCACGGAAACAGGAGAUCUUCUCGCAGACCCCAGUCCACACCCGAACCCAGCACCAAGUCUUCGAGACCCACUGAUAAGAGGAAGCCUUUGGGCGAGUGCGCUACCUUUAUCUGCGCUUGGUGUAUUAAGGAUUUGGAGCUUGAGCUGCGCAACAUCUUCGUGCCUGAACUGAAAGUGAUAAGAGCCAAGCAAAGAAAACAGCAAGAAGACCGUGAAAGGAGGAAGAAAAUGAAGGAAGAGAAGAAAAAACUCGAACUGCUUGCAAACCAAAGGAAACUGACCCAGUCCAUGUCACCUCCGGUGUUCAACAAUGCAUCUCCGCAUAUAUCAAGUGCGUCACCUCCUAGUAUCACUGCGUACCGGGCAACCACCUCAACUAUCAACCCAGAACUUAACUUAGAUGCCGCUCACCCCAUAAUCACGCACUCACACCAAACUAGUAACAAAACUGUGCCACAACCACCACAACCACCGCAACCACCAAUUCAAUUGCAAUCACAGUUGCACCAACAGCAACAACAACCCCAAGAACAGAACUUUCACUUCCAGUACCCUCCCGCCAACUAA